Molecule: messenger RNA, 5628 nt
Organism: Megalobrama amblycephala (Wuchang bream)
Lineage: Eukaryota; Metazoa; Chordata; Actinopteri; Cypriniformes; Xenocyprididae
Gene: kif5c
Product: kinesin family member 5C
Exons: 26
Coding region: 648-3560 (970 amino acids)
Biological process (GO): microtubule-based movement
Molecular function (GO): microtubule motor activity; microtubule binding; ATP binding
Source: RefSeq, a predicted model, not a curated record
GUUUACAUGUAAUGUUACGUAAGCACCUUGUGGUGUCAGGAUUAGUCUAUAGCGCGUAUGCGUGACAUCAUUUAUAUAUUUCCCAAGAGUAACUUAGCCCUGCUAUUGAUUUUUCUUCUUCUUCUUCUUCUUCUUCUUCCAUUUUUGGGACUUUGUAAGUACCGGGGCACCUUUAAUGAAUUCUUCCAGUCCCCGUUGCAGUCAUGGGCAGCUCUGCUGAGAGGCGCUGUUGGACAGCAGAUCGAAGCGCGUGUGGAAGGAGCGGCCCGUCACACGGUCCGCCGUCAGUCAGAGCGCGUGGAGCCGCAGAAGGUGGAACUGUCCAGUGCUGAUGCUCAAGGUGCUCUCGGCUUUAGCUCCUAUCAGCCACCGCCAACGACAAUAACAUUGUCGUUAAGUGAUUAUAUGAUAUCACGUAACAUAUUUAAAACUGUGUCCAGGAGUUGUAUAUUUUAUCUGAGACUGUUUUCAGUUUCAAAGCUUCUUUCGCCCAGCCAAUGGGAAUGGACCGUACGGGCUGAACGGCUGGCAAGCAUCGAGACAUUUUGAUUGUUUGAUUGAUGCAUUCCUCUGCAGACUGCUGGGUGGACGACCAGAUCUGCUGACCGGAGAGAAAGUUUCGUUUGAUAAAAUCGGUAUCAUACACGAUGGUGGAUGCAGCUGAAUGUUGUGUGAAGGUGAUGUGCCGAUUCAGGCCACUUAACGAAUCGGAAAUCACCAGAGGUGACAAAUACAUACCGAAAUUCAAAGGAGAAGACACCGUGGUGAUAGCGGGCAAGCCUUAUAUCUUUGACCGAGUCCUUCCUCCAAACACGACACAAGAACAAGUAUAUGAUGCCUGUGCCAAACAGAUUGUUAAAGAUGUACUGGGUGGCUAUAAUGGGACCAUCUUUGCUUAUGGCCAAACCUCAUCUGGAAAGACUCACACAAUGGAGGGCCAGCUCCAUAACCCCCAGCUGAUGGGCAUCAUCCCUCGCAUCGCCCAGGACAUCUUUGACCACAUCUACUCUAUGGAUGAGAACCUGGAGUUCCAUAUCAAGGUCUCUUAUUUUGAAAUCUACCUGGACAAAAUCAGAGACUUGCUUGAUGUUUCCAAAACCAACCUGGCUGUACAUGAGGAUAAGAACCGGGUGCCCUUUGUCAAGGGUUGCACAGAGCGGUUUGUGUCCAGUCCAGAGGAUGUCAUGGAUGUGAUCGACGAGGGUAAAUCCAAUCGUCAUGUGGCUGUCACAAACAUGAAUGAGCACAGCUCCCGCAGUCACAGCAUUUUCCUCAUUAAUAUUAAGCAGGAGAAUGUGGAGACAGAGAAGAAAUUGAGUGGAAAACUGUAUCUGGUGGAUCUUGCAGGAAGUGAAAAGGUCAGUAAAACUGGAGCAGAAGGAUCUGUGUUGGACGAGGCUAAAAAUAUCAAUAAGUCUCUCUCUGCUCUGGGGAACGUCAUCUCAGCCCUGGCUGAAGGAACCAAAACCCAUGUGCCCUACAGAGAUAGUAAAAUGACCAGGAUCCUACAGGACUCUUUGGGUGGGAACUGCAGAACCACCAUCGUCAUCUGCUGCUCUCCCUCUGUAUUUAAUGAGGCUGAGACCAAAUCCACUCUCAUGUUUGGUCAGAGGGCCAAAACAAUCAAAAACACAGUUUCUGUAAACAUGGAGCUCACAGCUGAGGAAUGGAAGAAGAAAUAUGAGAAAGAGAAAGAGAAGACCAGAGGUCUGAAAAUCAUCAUCCAGCGGCUAGAAAAUGAGCUCAAAAGAUGGCGAAAAGGUGAGACUGUACCUGUUGAUGAGCAGCACAGCAGUAAAGAAUCAAAGAAUUCAGAAGCCGCUCCCAUAAUUGACACUUCGGCUCCUCCCCCUGAGCCUCUUUCUGAUUCAGAGAAAACCCAGUAUGAGGAGCUGAUCAAUGACCUAUAUCAGCAGCUAGACGACAAGGAUGAUGAGAUCAACCAGCACAGUCAGCUGGCAGAGAACCUGAAGCAGCAGAUGGUGGAUCAGGAUGAGUUACUGGCAUCCACACGGCGUGACUAUGAGAAGAUCCAGGACGAUCUGAGCCGUUUGCAGCAUGAGAACGAGGCAGCAAAAGAGGAGGUGAAAGAGGUGCUCCAGGCCUUAGAGGAGCUAGCGGUGAACUACGACCAGAAAAGCCAUGAGGUGGAGGAGAGAGGCAAGACAAACCAACAGCUCUCAGAGGAGCUUGUGCAAAAGAGUGCCACUCUGGCUGGUGUGGAGAGGGAUCUGUCUGCCCUGCAGGAACUCAGUGGACAUCACAAAAAGAGAUCAGCAGAGAUCCUCGGUCUAUUGCUCCGGGACCUCAAUGAGAUUGGCAGUGUUAUUGCCUUGAAUGACCACAAGAUGGCAGAGAUGAACGGAGGAAUGGAGGAGGAAUUCACCAUGGCACGGCUCUUCAUCAGUAAGAUGAAGUCAGAAGUGAAGUCUCUGGUCAACCGCAGUAAACAGCUUGAGAGCACACAGACAGACACAGUGCGCAAAAUGCAGGCCAACGAGAAGGAGCUCGCUUCCUGCCAGCUCCUGAUCUCUCAGCAUCAGGCAAAGAUCAAAUCCCUCACAGACUACAUGCAGAACAUGGAACAGAAGAAGAGACAGCUGGAGGAAAGUCACGACUCACUAAUGGAGGAGCUCGCUAAACUCCACGCACAAGAAAAGAUGCAUGAGGUGUCAGUCAUGGAUAAGGAAAAGGAACACAUGAGCAGGAUGCAGGACGCUGAGGAAAUGAAGAAAGCCCUGGAACAGCAGAUGGAAAGCCACAGAGAGGCUCAUCAGAAACAGCUCUCGCGUCUGCGAGAUGAGAUUGAAGAGAAACAGAGGAUCUUGGAUGAGCUUAAGGAUGUGAACCAGGCUCUUCAGCUUGAAAAGAAGCAGCUCCUGUCUGGCUAUGAAAAGCUCAAACAGGAGGAUCAGAAGAAGGACGAAAGACUGCAGAAGCUUGUUUUGCUGAAUGAAAAGAGGGAGCAAGCCAAAGAAGAUCUCAAAGGUCUGGAAGAGACUGUGGCCAAAGAGCUCCAGACUCUCCAAAACCUGCGUAAGCUGUUCAUCCAGGACAUCAAUAGUCGCAUUGGGCGAAGUAUGGAGUUGGACACUGAUGAAUCUGGGGGAAGUCUGGCACAAAAACAGAAAAUAAUUUUCCUGGAGAACAACCUGGAACAGCUCACUAAAGUCCACAAGCAGCUGGUACGUGAUAAUGCAGACUUAAGAUGUGAGCUGCCCAAACUGGAGAAGCGCCUGCGUGCAACUGCUGAGCGUGUGAAGAUCCUGGAGUCUGCUCUGAGAGAGGCCAAAGAAAGUGCCAUGAGAGACCGUAAGAAGUACCAGCAGGAGGUGGACCGCAUCAAGGAGGUCAUCCAAGCCAAGAAUCAGGCCAGGAGGAACCACAUUGCACAGAUCGCUAAGCCUAUUCGUGCUGGACAUCAUCACCCAGUGGCUUCUGCCUCACCGGGCCACGGUGUCAGAGGGGGUGUCCCAAGCCCACGACGACACCACCAGCACCAACCGCAGCACCACCAACAGCAGCAGCAGCAGCAGCAGUACCAUCACAGGAACAAGUGAAAAACAUACCACGGGAGAGAAAAUGACAAGUUCGAUACCUGUCAGCACAUCUUUCCAUUCCAGCUAUGUGUGGCAACAAGAAGACGUCUUUUUCCAAUGCAGUGUUUUCCAUUAGCUGAAGGGGAAAGAAAGAGCUACUGUCAUCUUUUACGAAGACUUUUCAAGUUUACUUCCUGUCCUUACCAUGACCUCCUCCAUGCAUUCAUCCUGUUUAAGUUAACUCCCUUCUUCCCUCCGUUUCUUCAUCAGCCCUGAAUGGAGAUGUGAGACCUGUGGACUCAUCAAUGAAUAAACAAACCCAGACCCACACACUAAGACUAAAGGAUAUUGUCUUUUGAACAGAUAGAAGAGCUAUUUCAUUGCGACUUUUUCUCUCUUCUUCUUCCUCUCUUUGGCUAUUUUCUGCCCCUAUUUGCUUUGUAUUCGAAAGUCUUCAGUGUUGGAAUUAUAUUCUGAUUACAGUAAUUAAGCUCGUCUUUCAUCACAUAUGCCAGGUUAGUUUCCAAAGUAGGAAGCUUUGAAAGAUGAAAAGUUGUCACAAAAAUCAGAAUUGGAAGUUUUUACAACCUCAGGAGUAACGGAGCCUUUCUGUGGUUCUUUUAAUUGGCACUAAUUCUUUCAGACUUAAUGGCUAUUGAGAACAUGCAGUGACAUGACUGGAAUGUAGUUUAGGAACACACACAUUGCUUCAAGCAUAAUUUGUCAAGAUUUAUAAUAACUGAUAUUACUGGAUGUUAAUUUUUAUAUUAAUUUAUUUUUGUAUUCAUUGUUAAGUAUUGGAAUUGAGUUUAUUUUACUUGCAUCUUGUCUUUUUAGAUUAUUUUAAGUUCCUCACAUUAGAACCAGGUCAUCCUGUGUACAUGUUUUUAUACAGAUAUCGGUGCUUUGAAAAUAUUCUUUACUGUAAUUUAUAGGUGCUCUGGAGCAAACAACAACUGUAAAACAUCAGUAGUAAUACCACAUUAGUGGUAAAAACCUGGAAUCAUUUGAAGAUUUCUUUGUCAUUUAUUCUUGUUACUUAAACUAACCUGUUUUAAAGGGCAUGAAAUGCAAUCAUUUAAAGAAAGCCAAAGGCAGACAUUAGAGCUUCACAAAUGAAUAGAUCAGAUACGUUUAAGAAAGCAAAUGUGGAGAGAUUUUACAGCUGAUUGUUUAUUUGCUAUUUAUGUGCUCAUUUAAUUAAAAAUUUUAUAUAAUUGUAUCAUUAUUUAUUAUUCUUGAUGUCAUUAAAAUAUGAAAGAUGAAGGAUUUUUUUUAAAAGAAUGAGAGAGAGACUUUUUGAAGAAACACAAAUAUUGUUUCAACAGGUAAACCAUGCUAUCAUGCCAUAGCUAUUUACAAUCCUUUGCUAAUAUAAAAAAUGUUGCCUAUUAACUGUCUGGUGUUAAUUGUCUCUGGUAAGCUUUUGAGUCUAUGUGCUCAGCUUUGUUUCUUAUCACUUGUUACUACAUCAGUACAUGAAAAUGUUAAUAUGAUGAAAACAAAAUCUGUAAAGACUGACCAACUCCAUGAAAAGUGUUCUUGUGGGAUGUUGUGAACUGACAAAGAAAAACAUACAAUCACAGAAAUUCAUCUUUGGUUCCAUUUGAGGAUCUCCUCUGGCAAACGAACUUUUGUUCAUCACUGAAAUAAGUAGUUUUUCCUGUUUAGAAGAUCUUCUAAUGUAAAGUACACAAAGCCUGUAACUUAACAAGGUGUAGUGUUUUUGUAUGUCCUUGGACUGUUUUUCCAUGUAGCUCUAUGGUGGUGAGUUACUGUACUGCACACAGAGACCUCUUAAAAAUGUGUUUGUCUUCAGGUUCUUGUUCACAAGUGUUUCAAAAGUUUCUGAAAUGUGCUAUGAACUUUACCUCAGCAGUGUCUGGAGCAUCUGAAAAUGAGAUCACAGAACAUGGAAUGAACUUCAGUUGCUUUGUAGGAGAAGGAAGUGCCACAACAUGGAUAUGAAAUGGUUGCUAAUGUUUGUUCACGCAAGCACACGUGUUAUGGAUAACAGGGUUUCAGCUACAGAGUGUGACACUUAUUUAUCAGAUAUUGGUGUGGAAUAAAUAAAAGUUUACUAAAUGUA